UUUCAGAGCAGAUAAGCUCUCUGAUGUGAUGUGAUGUGAUGUGUGUGUUCUGACGGGGGAUGAUCACAGUUAAUCAAGAGAACGACAGAUCUCCAGUCAGUCCAAGAUGAAGCUCUACACAGCAGCACUGCUUUUUUCGGCUCUUCUGAACACAGUAUGGGCUCAGAACCCAGCUGUGUCCGUUCAGCCUCGAACGGCCGCCGUUAAACCGGGCGAGACGGUGAACUUCCACUGCAAAGUGUUGAGCGGCUCACAGCCCGUCCAACUGGAGUGGAAGAAGACCAACAACCAGCCAAUGGGAGAUAAUGUUAAGAUUGACGGUGCCGUGCUGACUGUCACUAAUGUCCGUCUCAAAAAUCAGGGGAGCUACCGCUGCGUCGCAGCCAAUGCACAAGGAAAAGCCACCGUCACCGCGUUUCUGUCUGUCAAGCAGCCUCCGAAGGUGCGCAUCACACCAUCAGGACCACUGAUGCUAUCAGCCGGUGAGAGUGUGUCUCUAGAAUGCACCGUCUCAGGGAAGCCACGCCCCUCGGUCAGCUGGUACAAACAGGAAACAGGAAGUGAGAUGGUGCUCGUGUCCACGACAACAGAGAACAGAUCUGUGCUGCAGGUGACAGUGAUGAAAGCGGAAGACGGCGGAACAUUCGUGUGUCAGGCUCAAAACAGAGAAGGGUCUGCCGAGGGGAAGGUGGAGCUUACGAUGGUGGGCGGAGUCUCAGCCGGGACCCUGCCGAAGGCUUCAGUAAGCGACACUGACCUCACAGGCGUGGAGGGCCGAACCGUGACCAUGCACUGCCAUGCGACCGGGUCACCCACUCCAGUCGUCUCCUGGUCUAAACUGCGGGCGCCGUUACCAUGGCAGCACACAGUGACUGGAGGAAGUCUUACUCUCAAUAAUUUGGGGCGGCAGGACUCGGGUCAGUACAUCUGUAACGCUACAAACGCAGCGGGCUACAGCGAAGCGUAUGUGCAGCUGGAGGUGGAUUCGCCACCCUACGCCACCAUACUGAGGGAUGACGUAGUCGCUCGCGCAGGUGACGCUAUACGUCUGCAGUGUAUCGCCCAUGGCAGUCAUCCAAUCCGCUUCCGCUGGACGCGUGUGGGUGGGUCAGCCAUGUCUCCGGGGGCGGAGACCACCAAAGAAGGCUCGUUGAAGAUCGGUCAGCUGAAAGUAUCAGACAGCGGAACAUAUAAAUGUAUUGCGUCCAACCAUGUGGGUUCAAGCGAAGCUCUAACAAAAGUCACUGUUAAAGCUUAACUACAGACUUGCAGAUGCUCAACAGUCUCACGGCAAUGAGAAAAGUCUCCUUAUAAACCUGUACCAGACAAAGACACUAAAGACGUGAGAUCUGCUAUGAGGUUCACAAACUGAUGAUGUUCUGCUCAGAACAUCAAGAAAACACUUCUGUGUUUUCUGUUUCUAUUAUGUUGUUUUUAAUAUCGUGGAAAUGUUAGAUGAAGCGAAAAGGGUGGAUGAUGCGUUUUUAAAAAAGCCUCUCUGUUAAAUAAACACCAUAAAGCUCUCA
Triplophysa dalaica is the source of this 1526-nucleotide messenger RNA. RefSeq names its product basement membrane-specific heparan sulfate proteoglycan core protein-like. The record is from RefSeq and is a predicted model, not a curated record. NCBI's taxonomy places the organism in Eukaryota, Metazoa, Chordata, Actinopteri, Cypriniformes, Nemacheilidae. Gene Ontology annotation, cellular component: membrane. Gene Ontology annotation, biological process: cell adhesion. The transcript has 9 exons. The coding region runs from base 107 to 1258 and encodes 383 amino acids.